Polypterus senegalus (gray bichir) is the source of this 5675-nucleotide messenger RNA. Its product is annotated as zinc finger protein 184-like. The record is from RefSeq and is a predicted model, not a curated record. Bases 1595 to 4798 code for a protein of 1067 amino acids. Lineage: Eukaryota; Metazoa; Chordata; Cladistia; Polypteriformes; Polypteridae. The transcript has 6 exons.
CGACACCCGUGCUCUAGAGCUAAAACAGCAGGACGGAAAAAUCCCAAAUACAAUACGUCCACCUAUUAUGAGAUGACGACGUGCCGAUUAGUUUUUGAGCCAAAUCGUGCAAUAGGAUGAGGCCCUCCAGAGGAACCCUCAAAUACCGGAAUUCUGCAAUGAGAUCUGAAUUCUUCUCGUUAAUUGCUAUCGUAAUGACCUAUUUUAUGAUCAGAAAAGUCAGUGCAGUUAAUUACUGAAACGUUAUAGAAUAGUUUGGGAAACUUGGUUCCUAUUUUUAUUUUUUUGUGACCCUACCAGUGAAUGUGCACAAGAAUACUCGCACAGCCAUUGAGAAGCUCCUGUGUCCAGUGUUCCCUGUUUAGGGUUUUAGCUAUGUGUGUCCCUCAUGUUCUGGUUAUCCUGGGCACCCACUCAAUUGCCCAUAUGGUUAUUCUGGCCUAUCCUGGCAGCAUCAAGAAGAAGGCAAGGACCAUCCCUGGACAGGGUGAGAAGUCCAUGACAGAUGAUACUGAAUUCAUUUAGAGCUUGACCUGCAGGCAUUUCAAAAGUUGGGCUGGACCGGAGUAUUCCAGAGCAGUACUGAGCAGACACAGGUGGGAUGUGCAGAGUCGGCAUUGAGUGGCUGUUCAAGCCAAGAAUGCAGGAGCCAUUAAACAUUUAAGAGGAAGUCCACCCCUCCAUUCAGUAGAUUGUCAUGCAACCUUGCCACUCUAAAGUCCUGAUAUUUCAACUUGUGGAUGCUCAGUUUUUUUUUUCCAAAUGAAAUAAGAUCCCUUAACUUCCUCCCAUGUCAUACAUGGAGAAAUGUUUGAGUUUCUAAAAGAGCCACUGAGUCACGCCAACAUCUUAAAGACUUAAGCGAAGGUGCUAGGGAAAGAGAAGAGGUGUGAGGUGUUUGUGCUAAAUUGGGCAGAAGUGACGCAAAGAAGAUCCGUUAAUAUGGCGGAUGUUCACACAGUAAGGUCGGCCACAGUCCUGUAGGUACAAAAACAUUAGGGUUAUCUUUUUUGUUGAAAGGAGAGUCAAUUAUUAUGCAGGCUGAGAGGGGUUCCCAAACUUCAACUUUCUCUAUGAAAGCCAAUUAAUUCAUUUCAGGGUUAACAGUGGACACAGGCAGGAACCAACCUGUAAGGGAUGCCAGUCUAUCACAGGGUGCUCUCGGGUCAUCACCGGUCAGUUUAGAGCCUCCAUUGAGCUGGACACACGUGUGUUUGGGAUGUAGGAGAUAAAACUGGAGGAGUGAACGGAAAACUUCAAACUGUGAGUGCACAGCACAAAAUUAGAGAUGGACCAUCUGAGAAAUGAAAGUAAAGUGUGACUAGGAUCCACCUGUUGGAAUGGAUUUUGACCGAGUGUGCGAGAAAAUCUGAGACCACAAGCGACCAGGCCAAUAUGAGAAACGGGCCUUCUGAAGAUGUGAGCUGAUGAAAGUAUAAAAAAAGAGGGCCUCCUUCCCAGUUCCCCUGGCCUUGCAGCGAGUUGUUUAAUGGCCUCCAGGACUGGGCUGUCCAUGUGAAAGGAGGAAUCUUAGAAGAGAAGAGCAGACACUUGGGGCGGGGGGGCAGAGAGAGAAGAGUUUUACACGGUAGCAAUGGCCUCAACCAGCGAGGACGGCGUGGAUGAAAAAGUGGCACACAUUAAACAAGAGGACUGUGAGUGGGGUGCACCCGGGGAUUUGUGUGUGAAGUCAGAAGACUGUGAAAGAAGAAUUUCAGUUUUGAAAGAGGAGGAGUCUGAGGGGGAACUCGUUCGGGUUAAAGUGGAGGACUUGGAAGGUUUGUCAGUUAGCCUUGAACUUCCAAAACAGGAACCCCUCAAUGUUUUCAAGCAAGAUUUUGGUGACGAGUCUUACUCUAGUGUACACAUCUCGUUCACUAAUAUGGGACAACUGGCUACCCAGCAGAAUCCUCUGGAACUGAAAUCCGAGUUUGAGGGAAAUAAAGAAGAAGAAGAAGAGGAUGAGCAGCAGUCAACCAGAAGUGUAGGAACAAAUUUCCAUGGGAAUGUCAGCUUCUCCCCAUCUUCAUUUGCACAGACUUCUCUUCUGUGCAGACUGCAACAAAAGCAAGACAAAAAGAAGAUGAAGAAGUCAGCAAGAGGAUCGGAGAAUUUAACAGCAGCUCCUUUACAGCAUAGUUCUCUUCCUGCGACAGAAGCCAUCAAAACUGACCAACAACAAGCGCAAAACACAGACCAGGAGGAUUUGUUUGCCGGUCAAGAAUGCAGACAAACUUAUAAAAGCAAAUCUGACUGUAAAAAUAGCAAAUCAGUUCAUACAAAACCAAAGCCACAUUGCUGUUCCGAAUGUGGCAAACAAUUCCCUGUCAGUAGCGCUCUUCAGAGGCACAUGAGAAUUCAUACCGGAGAAAAACCUCACUCCUGCUCUGAAUGUGGCAAACGACUUUCUGACAGAUACAGUCUCCAAAUACAUACAAGAAUCCACACAGGAGAAAAGCCAUAUGGUUGUACUGAAUGUGGAAAAAAAUUCAUUCAAAGUAGCCGCCUUCAGAGCCAUACAAGAAUUCAUACUGGAGACAAGCCAUUUGCUUGUUCUGAAUGUGGCAAAAAAUUCCUCUAUAACAGCAGUCUUCAGGCACACACAAGAAUUCAUACUGGAGAAAAACCUCAUUGCUGCUCCGAAUGUGGCAAACGAUUUUCUGACAGUUACAGUCUCCAGAGACAUACAAGAGUUCACACUGGAGAGAAACCCUAUGGUUGUGCUGAAUGUGGCAAACGAUUCACCCAAAGUAGCACUCUUCAGAGCCACACAAGAAUCCAUACGGGAGAGAAGCCAUUUGGCUGUUCCGAAUGUGGAAAAAGAUUCACAGACAGUAGGGCCCUUCGGCAGCAUAAACAAAUUCAUACUGGAGAGAAGCCGUAUUGCUGUUCUGUAUGUGGCAAACGAUUCACCAGCAGUCACCAGCUUCAGAGCCACACAAGAAUUCAUACUGGAGAGAAGCCAUAUUGCUGCUCUCAGUGUGGGAAACGAUUCAUCCAAAGUAGCAGUCUUAAGAAACACAUAAAACUCCACACUGUUCUUCUGUUAAUUGCCGCCGCCUCGGCUAACAUACGAAACUCGCGUCUGCACUUUAAAGACAAAAGUGGAGAAGACGACAGAGGAAAAAAAGAAAAAGAACAAGCGGCUUCGAGAAGGAGGACGACUGUCGGUGAGCAACGGGAGAAUCGGGCGGGGCUGGAGACGAGGGAAAAGGAAAGUUUAGGUCGAGGAGACAGAAAGCUGAGGGCGGCAAUGGUGGCGAUAAAUCGGAAAAGAAGGCGAAUGAGAGAAUGGCCUCCAGGCCGGGGCUGCCCACGUGAAAAGGUAAUCGUAGAAGAGAAGAGCAGACGUUUGUCAGGAGAGAGAAGAGUUUUACACGGAGCAAUGGCCUCAGCUAAAGAUUUUGUCACGUGUGAAGCGCUCGCACACAUUAAGCAAGAGGAUUGUGUGUGGGGUGCAUUAGCAGACAUGCGUGUGAAGUCAGAGGAUUGCGAGAGAAGAAUUUCGGGUUUUAAAGAGGAGGAAUCUGAGGGGGAGAAUGUUGGGAUCAGCGUCGAGGAUUUGAAAAAUGCGUCCGUUCGUGUCAAGCCGCAAAAUCCUGAAAAUGGGAAUGGCUUCAAGCAAGAGAUUCCUGAAGAGUCUCAUUGCAGUUCUCAGCUCUGGUUCACUAAUACGGGACAACUGGCUACCCAGCGGAAUUCUUUGAAAGUGAAAUCCGAGUUAUCCAAAUUUGAGGAGAACAUUACUGAUGCAGAAGAGGAGCAGAAGUCGCCUAGGAGUGUUCAGACAAAUUUGCAUGAGAAUGGCAGCUUCUCCCCAUCUUCACAUCCUCAGACUUCUUUUGAGUGCAGACGGCAAACCAAGCAGGAUGACAAGAAGAUGAAGAAAUCAACAAGAGGAUUGGAGGGAUUGACAGCAGCCUCUUUGCAGUGUAGUUCUGUUACUGCGGCCAAUCAAGUAAAUACAGAAGCCAUCGACACUGAUCAACAAGAGAUGCGUAAUACAGACCAAGAGACUUUAUAUGCCUACAGGGAGUGCAGAAAAUUCUUGAAAAACGCCAAUGACUGUAAAGAACACGAGUUGAAUCAUACGAGACAAAAUCCAUAUUCCUGUUCUGAAUGUGGUAAACUGCUGUCGUGCCGUGGCAGUCUUCGCAAACAUAAAAGAAUUCACACUGGAGAGAAGCCCUAUUGCUGUAUUGAAUGUGGUAAGCGUUUCUCAGACAGCAGCACUCAUCAUAAGCAUAUGAGGAUUCACACGGGAGAGAAACCCCAUUGCUGCCCAGAAUGUGGCAAACAAUUCUCUCAAAUAAACAGUCUUAAGAGACACUCAAGAAUCCACACCGGAGAAAAACCCUAUACCUGUUCUGAGUGUGGAAAACAGUUCUCGCAUAUAAGCAAUUUUCAGAGACACACAAAAAUCCACACGGGAGAAAAACCUCUCAGCUGUUCUGAAUGUGGCAAAUGUUUUCCAGACAAUCAGAGUGUCAAUAGGCAUAUGCGAAUUCACACCGGAGAAAAGCCCUAUGGCUGCUCUGAUUGUGGCAAACGAUUCACUGACAGCAGCAAUCUUCAGAACCACACAAGAAUUCAUACUGGAGAGAAACCAUAUGGCUGUUCUGAAUGUGGCAAAAUAUUUUCGUAUUUUAAAAAUCUGAAGAAGCAUGCAAAAACUCACACUGCAGAAAAGAGCCCUCAUUGCUGUUCUGAAUGUGGAAAAAUAUUCUUACAAACUUCCCAACUUAAACGCCACAUGAGAAUUCACACAGCUGUCCUGAAUGUGGUAAAUGAUUCUUAAACUUCAGUGGCCUUCAUAGUCAUAAACAAACUCACAAAGUGGAGCGUAUCCAUGUUCUUGUCCAGAAUGUGGUAAAUGAUUCUCAUAUAUACGCAGUCUGCAGAUGGCAUGUAAGAAUCCACAGUGGAGAAUCCAUCUUGUGCAGAAACAGGAGUUCAAAAGGCUUCACCAAACGAUGAGGAAGAGCAACUGAGAAAGAUCACAAGAAUACAGUAGCAGAUUUCCUGCUCCAGUUUCAUGUAGAGGUGCAGUUAACCCACAGCUGGCUUAGCUUAGGCGAACUGAGACUGGGUAACAACAACAACAACAAUUUAUGUCUUGUACAGCCCAAAAUCACACAGGGAAUACCUCCAUGGGCUUUAACAGGCCCUGUGUUUCGACAGGUCUUGGUCAGAGGCCUGGAGACCUCGGCCAACAAGCUGCCUCCCACUACUUCCCAUUCUACCGCUCUCAUGCCGUGGCAGUCUUUGCAAAUGACAUAAUUCACACUGGAGAGAAACCAUGUUACUGCACUGAAUGUGGCAAGCGUUUCUCAGACAGCAUCGCUCGACGUAAGCCAUGAGAAUUCACAUGGGAGAAAGGUGGGUGUCGACUUAUAACCACAUUUCAAAUUGUCUACACAAUCGUGUUCAGUCCAAUGGUCAGCUGGGGACCGAUCAGAAGAUUCUGGCUCAUCGCUUUCUAGAUCACGCACAUCAAAAUCGGAGUCCAAUACGUCAGAGUCCGACUCGGCAUUAAUUUGCUAAACGCUGUUCGUGGAGAAUUUUGCUUUGCGCAUUCGCUUUGCUCUCUCGCCAGAUCCACCUUUAGAUCCGGUGGGUGGCACCUCAGGCAGCUGCUCUGCUGUGCAUUCCUGCCGGCCGCUGAAAAAAAAAAA